AUGUCUUUUUGUGACAGUGAACUUUUUCAUAGUGACAUUUUUUUUUCUGAAAAUCCAAGUGUAUUGCAGAUUCAGUUAUAUGUAGAUGAAGUUGAGCUUUGCAAUCCAAUAGGAGCAAAGCGAGGGAAGCAUAAAGUGACUGCAUUUUAUUUUUUGUUAGGCAAUAUUCCAUCUGAGUUUCGUUCAAAGCAAAAGUUUAUUCAUUUGGCUUUAUUGAUUGAACAUAAGUUUAUAAAAAUGGCUGAAUAUGACUACACUGAAUUUCUUCGUCCAUUAAUUUAUGAUUUAAAUGUACUGCAGAGAGAAGGAAUUGAGGUUUCCGUCAAUGGAUUACGUCAACGUUUAAAAGGCAAACUUACAGGUAUAUCAGCUGAUAUGCUUUCAGCUCAUGCUAUAGGAGGAUUUCAGCAUUAUUUCCAUACAGGAAGAAUUUGUCGUUUCUGUAUGGUGGACAAGUCAGAAAUUGGAAAUAAUUUUAGUGAAAGCACUCUUUGUCUCAGAACACCACAAAUUCAUGAAUACCACUUGGCUGCUAUAAUUUAUAGUGCAGCAAACAAGAAUGUGUAUAGUGUUAGCAAAAAGUGUGAUUUUUUAGAGUUAGAUAACUUUGAUGUACUUACAGCUUUCCCUCCAGAUAUAAUGCAUGAUUUAUUUGAAGGCAUUAUGCCAGUAACUUUGAAAUGUGUUAUCAAACAUUUGUUGCGUUCUUGUGAUACAUUAUCAGUAAAUAAUAUACACGAUUCUAUAAACAAAAUUCAUUUAAUUAAUUCAUCUAAUCGCCCUUGCCAAUUACCUAAAAACAAUGCAUCUGAUAAAGCACACAUAAAUGGAACAGCUGCACAGAAAUUAGAACUUUUCCUAUUGUUUCCGCAGUUAGUCGGUAAUGAUGUACCACAUGGAAAUAUUAGCUGGGAGGUUUAUCUUAUACUUCGUGAAAUAUGUGACAUUGUUAUUGCCCCAAUUGCAGACAGUGACAGUAUAUACAUAUUAGAAGAACUAGUUGCUAUGUUUUUAAAAACAUUUUCUGAAGUAUUUGGUUCUAAAUAUAUUAUUCCAAAAAUGCACAUGCUUGUUCAUUACCCUCGUCUGAUACGUCUUUUUGGGCCUUUACGAAAUUUUUGGUGUUUACGAUUUGAAUCUAAACAUCAGUAUUUUAAAAAAGCUGCCUCAAAUGGACGAUGUUUUAAGAAUAUUACCAAAACAUUGUCAAAGCGUCAUCAAAUGUUGCAGUGCUGGGAAAUGCUGACAGAUGAUAUGCUUUUAUCUAGUUAUACUGUGUCUGGAAACGCACCUAGAUUUUUUCAUAACUUGGAUGUUAAAGUACAAGAAGCUAUAAGAUUGUUACUUAAUUUAGAUAUAUGA
Molecule: messenger RNA, 1362 nt
Organism: Hydra vulgaris (swiftwater hydra)
Lineage: Eukaryota; Metazoa; Cnidaria; Hydrozoa; Anthoathecata; Hydridae
Source: RefSeq, a predicted model, not a curated record